UCAGCGCCGCUUCCCUGCCCUGCGAAACGUCGUCUGUUUCCCUCGCCAUUAAUUCACAUAUUUAUUCUCAAGAUGUGGAAACAGCCUCUGCACUCCGAGGGACGCGAGCAAAUGCGUUGGGAUUGGCGUGCGAGAAACAGUGAAUAUGCGGAACAGUAUGGCGACCGCCAGGAAGGGACUAAGGCUCUGGAGGACCUUCACAGACAGCUGCAGCGGGAGACGGAGAAUCUGUUUCGGUGGAAGGCUUCGAGCGAGGUGAACACGAAGCAGCUCGAGCGACAGCUGGACGAGGCUCGGGUGACCAUCGCUGACCAGCGCCGGAAUCUGAUGGAGCUGCAGCUGAACUCGGAGAACCUCUCACAGAGCUUACUCAAGGAGCGCCAGGAGAGGGACUUGAUCGCGGCCAAGGUGAUGCAGACUGGCCAACUGUCCCUCGCACUUGUACAGCAAAAGGAAAAACUUGCAGGUGCCCUCUCACUUCUUCUGCAGGAAAAGGACCUUCUAAGUGCAGCACACAGUAAUACGGUCCAGAAGAUAAAUAACUUGUCAGAAGGGCUCCAUGAUCUUUGUGUGGCACACAGACAGCAGCUCGGCAGCAUUACAACUCAAGCUGCGAAAGAAGUGAAGCAGCUGAAGAAUGAAAUCACGUCGAAGGAGCAAGAACUGAACGAAUCAGAGGCGUCACUUUCAACACUCGUCCAACAUCAGUCCGAGUACGAACAGAAAGUUACAGAGCUGAAGGACCUCCUGAAGACUACAAAAGAAAGUUCCUCGAUCGCUCGAGAGAAAAAUAUAGCCCUCGAAUCGGAAAGAGAUGAGGUUAAAAGCUCUCUAGAGCGUGUUCGGACGGAGAUGGAGGAGCAAAAGCGGGCAUCGGCUGCACAGCUGACCAAUCUGAAGGAGGAAUUAAAAAGAGAAAAGUAUCGCCGAGCAGAGAGCCAACAAGAAUUCGAAGAAGCGGUAGAGAAGAUACAGUAUCUGAAGACAGCAAAUGACACAUUGGAAGGCAGCAAAGCCGAGCUUCUGGAUAAACUCGAGGCUGUGGCAACUCGAAAACAAGAAUUGGAGAAGGACCUCCAGCACGGUAGCAGCAUGCUGGCAUCUCUACGAACAGAAUACUUAGAGGUGACACAGCAAGCCAACUUCUUGUCCCAGUGUCUUGAGGAAAGGCACAUGAAGUUAUCUCAUUUGGAAUCGGAUUUUAGAGAUAUGCAAACGGAGAAACAGUCUCUUAUCGCUCAGUUGGAUGAAACAAAAGGACUUUUACACGAAGAACGACAACGCGUUUGUCAUCAGAAGGAAAAAAUAUUGGAACUAAGCCAAGAUCUUGCGAUAGAGAAACAGAAGGAAGAAGAACGAAUGAUUGAACUGGAAACCUGCCAAGAACUAAAUAACAAAAUGAGUAUCGUUACUGAACAAUUGACUAAAAUGUCCCAGGAAAACGCAGGGGUUGCAGCCAAAAAACAAGAGGACAGGACAUUUGCAACAGAUCAGAAAAUUAGCUCUUGGGAAGCCGAAGUGAAAUCUCUUACUGAACAACUGAGCCAUGUUCGAAAUGAGUGGGCGGCAGAACACAAGAGUUAUGAGCGGAAGAUCCAGACCAUUACUACCGGUGCGUCCGAAGCAGAAGCAGAACUGAAGAGACAGAUUUCGGAAAUGGAAGACCAGUAUAUCAAAGCUAUAGGCGAAUCGGUGGACAUUGAACAGGAAAGGAAGGAGCAACAUGCACUCGUUGAGUCUCAAAAACAUCAUAUUAAACAACAAGAAAAGGAGCUCAAGUCUAAAGCCAGAGCCCUAACUCAGGAAAUUAAGAAAAGAGAGAAGGCGCAGGCAUCUCUAGAAACUUGGAAGAAGAAGUUCCAAAACAAAGAAAACGCGCGAGUGAAGCUUCAGUCGGAUCUCCAGGAGACUGUGCGCGGCCAAGAAGAAGCGCUCAAACUGCACGAGAAGAAGCAGAAGGCGCUGCAGGAAGAACUUCAAAAUAAAGUCAGCGAGAUCAGCGGACUUCGGGAUUUGGCUCGCACACACGAAACGAACCUGCAGGAGACGCAACAGAAGGUGGUCGACCUGCAGGAGGUUCUCGAGGCUGCUCUUGGCGAACUGAAUGCCCUACGGGACACGGAGAACGCAAGGGACAAGGCAUUCGAGGAGCUCAAGUGCCAGUCCACCGAGGCCAAACUAAGCCUGACGAAUAAACUUCAAGAAAAAGAAGAACAGCUCGCAGCGUCCUCCAACAUCUGCGGUCGGUUGCAAGCUGAUGUUGCAAGCUUAAAACGGUGCUUGGAAGAACAGCGUUCCAAACAUGUGGCAGAAGUUCAGGCUUUAGAAGAGGCAGUGGAUGAGGCGCAGGAAGAAAUGGAUCGAGCCAAGCAGGAAGUGAUAAAGGUCAACAAGGAGAAGAACGACGUCGUGCAAAAGGCCGAUACGAAAGUGAAGGAUAUGUUAAGUAUCAUCGAGGAAUACAGAUCCGAAAACGAGGUGAACAUGAAGAAAAUAACCGCAGAGUUACUAGAAACUCGGCAGAAGCUCGCAAAGAAAGAGGCAGAUAUCGCAAAUGUAUCAUCAGCAAACACGAAGCUCCUUGCCGAAGCUGUGGUUAGAUCAUCGACAAGCGUAAUGGCGAAGUCAGAUACCUAUCCAGAAGUGACACCGUUUCCUUCUGGUGAUGAACUAGCCACUCCGAGCCCGCGCCAGUAUAUUCCCCACAUGUUUUGUCUUCGUGAAUUGCGUAGAAAAACACCCAUCGCUAGAACAAUCCCGAUGCCAGUGUCUUCUGAGGAAAGCCGGAAGCCACCAGGUAUUCUGAAAACGAGGCUGAGACGUACCCUUGUACCCGCUCCUCAAAAGAAACGUGUCGUCUUCAGUUCCUCAGUGUCUCGGGCCACUAAGGACGACGACCAGAGAGAUUCCAGCGCUGACACGAAAGUCUGUGAGGUUAAACCAAAGAGAUAUAGAUUAAGAUCCAACAGCCCGCUUAGCCCGAGGAAAAAGCAUAAUAUGAGGAAUCAACAAGCAAAGACUACUGUUACAAAUGCUGUUGAAUGCAGUGACUGGAUUACCGCUUGCAGCACCAGAUAGAAGUGAAUUAGUGUGUUGUUAUAACCAUGUUUAUUAGAUAGUAUUGUUUUGUUAACGUUUUUACAUGUAUCCAUGAAAAGGGGAUGUACUUUUUUUCAGAGUGUAGCAAGUUUUGAGAUAUAUAAUAUACAGCUGAUGACUACAGUGUCCUAAAGGAUAGAGAGAUGUUACUUUUUUGUUCAAAAGUACUUUUAAAAGGGUAUUCGUUUGAAGGGCAUAGUGUUUGUUUUGUUUUGUUUUGUUUUGUUUUAAGCAAAACUACGAAGCUGAAAUGUAACAAUAGUUAUGUUGAAGGGCAAUGAAAUGUUUCACAUUGUUUGUUCUUUUCUUUUCUUUUGUCUACAUCCCAAAAUUAAUAUAAUGUUAUUAAAAUAUCACAGUUCAUCAUUUUACUUAAGUGGUGUCUUCUGCAGAUUUAUUGCCUAGACAGAAAAAUGAAAAAAGGAUUUAUAAAGUAUUUUUACUGGUAAAUCUCCAGAUCCUGCAUUUAAUAUUGCUAACAUCGUCCAAGUAUUUUCAAAUGUUGCAGAAAAAGUUCAGUUCCUAGUUUAACUACAUGUACUUUCUAUGUGUCAUUCAAGGUAUAUAUCCGCGUAAAACUGAAUAACUCUGUAUAGAUGAAAGUUGAUUGAAAGAGAUGGUUUACAAUUAUAGAAGUGGAAGUAGGUAAUAUUAUAAUGUAGCAAGAAAGUGUUUCAUAUUUUGUUAUGUAUAAAUAAACUUUGUAUUUUUUUUCACAAUACCUAUGCAAGUUAUAUUUUUAUCUGAUACUAUGAAAGGAAAAAGAUCAUCCAACCCCGUUGGCCAUAGAGAGAAUACAAUAAAGAUGUGCCUUAGUUGA
Penaeus chinensis is the source of this 3919-nucleotide messenger RNA. Its product is annotated as golgin subfamily A member 6-like protein 22. Bases 73 to 3078 code for a protein of 1001 amino acids. The record is from RefSeq and is a predicted model, not a curated record. Lineage: Eukaryota; Metazoa; Arthropoda; Malacostraca; Decapoda; Penaeidae. The transcript has 21 exons.